Molecule: messenger RNA, 4011 nt
Organism: Carlito syrichta (Philippine tarsier)
Lineage: Eukaryota; Metazoa; Chordata; Mammalia; Primates; Tarsiidae
Gene: CLIC4
Product: chloride intracellular channel 4
Exons: 5
Coding region: 60-695 (211 amino acids)
Source: RefSeq, a predicted model, not a curated record
UCCAGGCUGGCAGUGAUGGUGAAAGCAUAGGAAACUGUCCCUUUUCCCAGAGGCUCUUCAUGAUUCUUUGGCUCAAAGGAGUUGUGUUUAGCGUCACAACCGUUGAUCUGAAAAGGAAGCCUGCAGACCUGCAGAACUUGGCUCCCGGUACCCACCCACCAUUUAUAACUUUCAACAGUGAAGUCAAAACGGAUGUAAAUAAGAUUGAGGAAUUUCUCGAAGAAGUAUUAUGCCCUCCCAAGUACUUAAAGCUUUCACCAAAGCACCCAGAAUCAAAUACUGCUGGAAUGGACAUCUUUGCCAAAUUCUCUGCAUAUAUCAAGAAUUCAAGGCCUGAGGCUAAUGAAGCACUGGAGAGGGGUCUCUUGAAAACACUGCAGAAACUGGAUGAAUAUCUGAAUUCUCCCCUCCCUGAUGAAAUUGAUGAAAAUAGUAUGGAAGACAUUAAGUUUUCUACACGUAAAUUUCUGGAUGGCAAUGAAAUGACAUUAGCUGAUUGCAACCUGCUGCCCAAACUGCAUAUUGUCAAGGUGGUGGCCAAAAAGUAUCGCAACUUUGAUAUUCCGAAAAGCAUGACCGGCAUCUGGAGAUACUUAACUAAUGCGUACAGUCGGGAUGAAUUCACCAACACCUGUCCCAGUGACAAGGAGGUUGAAAUAGCAUAUAGUGAUGUAGCCAAAAGACUCACCAAGUAAAACAGCACUCAUAGCAGAGAUGUCUUCAUGUCUUCUCCCAAGAAUAUGCUUUUCCUAACAGACUGCUCCUCUUCCUAUAGAGUAGAAAUUAUAUUUUGCAUGAACAUGCAGUUAUUCAAGAUUAGGAUCAAGGAUAGAUAUAGUUUUAUCUUAAAACAUACACUCCUAAGCAGUAUUAUUUUAAAAUUCCUCUUAUCCCCCCUUACCCUCCCCCCCAGGUCCCUCUCUUCUCUAAUUUGGAGACAGUCCAUCAUGGCAUUUGCCAUCUUGCGGGAGCCCUCACCAUGGUGUCCCUUGACUGUGUAUAGAUGGUGGAACUUCUGAGGGGCAAUGUUUAACUGUUCAAGUAGUAGCCAUGACUUAAUCAGGCAGCCCCAAACUAGUGCAUAAUGCAUGGUACAAGGAAUAUUUAUGUGGUUGGGGAUUUUGUAAUAUUUAGUAAGAGUAUAUGAAAGGAUUGCUACUGUAUCAGAAAUGUCAUUUCAGAUUAACUUAUCCUGGAUAUGUGCUAAAGAAUAUCACCACCAAGAAGGGGGCCUUCUACAGAAAGGCACUACAGAUUUUGCUAUUUGGCUUGGUAGAUAGAUUUUUACUUUUGCCUCAGAGCAUGUAUCUUUCUUAGCAAUAUAACGUCUGACACUAUGGAACCUGGAAGUUUAGAGGGUAGGAGAGUCUUCUCUAGAUCUUCCUCAAGUUAUCCUUACAAGGGAAACUGAUGGGCACCUGACACUCUGUCUCAACGUGUUUGUUAGAUAUAUUUUGCCCAGAGCCAUUCAUGUGGAGCAUGAUUACUUUCUUCCCUUAUUUUAAAAAGCUCCUUUUUAGGUAAGCGUAGAGCUUGCUGUUUGUAGAUCUUUUGAGCAACACUACAUACGUUGAUACUUAGUUGAUUUAGCUAUAACAGUACAAUGAUUAGUAUUGUAAAAAUUAACACUUAGAGACAUUAACCUAAGGAAUGAAGGUGGGGUUUGUCAAAAUAUUAAGUAAAUAUGUUUGUAAAGCAUAUUUAAUGUAGUUGAGCUAAAGAGUGCAUUAUUCAUCCUAUAUUAAAAAUAAGAUAAAACCCAGUUUACCUACUUUCUCAUUUUGCCCCGUUUACCUUGUGUAGAGAAUUCUUCUCUCCUUUUGGACUAAAUUGUUAUGAUGAGUGUGUGUUUCUUGCAGUUUUGCCUGAUCUCAAGUUAAAUUUUUGUCCUUCCGUUAAAUUUUUCUCCAGCCACAUAGAGGAAUAGCACUUAACAUGGUUUUUUUUGGUUGUUGUUGUUUUUUAAAUUAGAAGUCUUAAAUCAGGAAUUAUUUGUGCUCUAAUUAGGGAGGAUGAAUUUGGUGAAAAUGAAAGUUUACUAUAUAUUUAUUCUUUAAAAAAAAAAAAAAGACUUUCUAAGUACUUACUACUCCAAAGGCUAUAGUUGUAACCAUAAUACAUUUUUGGUGAUUUUUAAAAUACUUAACUUGUAUAGGAAGGGCUGUUUCUUAUAGGCUGUUUUUUUAAAUGUUAAGGAUAUUUCUUUAACAUGUAGUAAGCUCUGGCUUUAUGGAAGUAGCCUUUUAUAAACAUACUUCAUUUUGUAACUGUCCAUACUUACCUUAGACUAAAAAGAUAAGAAAAUCUCCAUUUGUGUCCAUUUGGCUCAGGGAGAUUCCUUGGCACUACCUUUCUUAGAAUCCCUUAUUACUGAUCAAAAGUUUGAGCACUCAUCUUUUUGUAAUUAAAUAUUGGGUAAGGAUUUAUGUUGUUCUGAGAAGAAGCACUAUCCAAUUUACUAUUGAGAAAUUAUAAUGCAGUAGCUUCAAUGGGUGAAGAAGUGAUCCAUCUGUACCAGUACACAGGCAGGCAUCAUCACACCUCACCUACUUUUUAAAUAGCGGCAACUUGGCAUUCAUUCAGGUGGUAUUGAGCCUUGCCUCAUAGCUUAAAGUAUGUAAAGGAUUUGAGGGCGGGGAGCGUCUGUUCUUUUUAGUGAGUGGGGGACUCAGUGGUGCAGAGUGGAGGGCUAACAAGAAGAGCUCCAUUCUUUCAGAUGGGGUGAUGAAAAACACAUUCUGAAACUCAGAGUAUUUCACUUUGGAUAUUUAUUUAUUCUCUUCAUUGUUUUUCAUUUAUCCAGUGAUUACACUUGGCUAUCUUUGUGAAUAUCCAAGUAAGGCAGGUUUACUGUGAUUUCAAUGACGACAGACUUAUUUUUCUCUGUAGAAAGACAAAUACUACUUUAUCACAGAAGUUAGAUGAAAUUGAGAUUGGCAAACGGACAAAAGCUAGUAAAAAGAAUGAUCCUCCAACAGGCUUUUACUCCAUCAAACGUUUGUAGAAUCUUGAGAAGUUUGGGACAAAAGAGUUUUCAUGGCAGGCAGUUCAUGUAGUAUAUGAGUUGACAUAAUGGAAACUACCUGACUUUAUUUCUAUUAAUAAAUAACUCCCCUUCAUUUAAACACCUUUUGUGUUUUACCUCAGUGAGGUGAUUGGAGUCUAAAUGGAAAGUCUCACUGUUUUCCAAGAGAUUCUGAUAAAUUUUUUAAUUCAACAGUUGGAAAGUUUUCUACUACUCUAAGUUGAUGUGUAACGUCCCUUUUUUGAUGUAUUGGAGAUUUUCUAUACAAUUCUGUUACCUCCUUUUACUAGGAUUAUUAACUUUUCUGAUAAAAUUUAAAUGAGAUUUUAUUUCUUGGUAACUUUGGUUUUCACAAUUUAUCUUUAAACCCUUGAGCAAUCUGAAUACAAAUAUUUCUGACAUUCUUACACUGAGAAUCAACUCUAGAAUUUAGACAUGCUGAUUUUACUGCUGUCGGGUUUUGAAUCUCUCCAGAGUUGCGUGUAUAUAGCUUUUAUUUCUGUGCAUUUAACAAAACCCAUUUAGAGAAUAUCUACAAAGUAAAAAUGAGAAGAAAUAGAAAUGUAUUUUUUCAUGAACAUUUUGAUAUACAUUUCAUCAAGUUUAUUGAUUCAGUAAUUUCUUAUACUGGUUAUAAUCAGUACUUAAUUUAAAAAGAGGGAAGCAUUCAUUACUAAGUGAACUUUUUAAAAACUCCAUCCUUUAUAAAUGAUCAAGGUUUGGGUCACUAAAAUUAUAUUUUUAUCAUGGAAAAAAAUUUCCAGCUCCUCAAGCCAUAAUAUUGAACAGAAUUGGAGUAUUUUCUUUAGAAUUUCUUGAGCAGAUAAAUGAAAGCUUAUUAUAGAAUGCUUGUAUUUUCUUUUCUCUUUGGAACAUCAACACCAAUAUAUUUCUGGCAGCUAUUGUAUUAAAAAAAUAAAGUAUAUUUUCACUAUCAUAAAGGGUUUCUUUUUUUUCUCCCUCAUGAAAAUAAAUAACAACUUGGG